AUGCUUACGGUAUGUUUAACGGGACCACAAUCAAUGCGACGCGUCAUCAAAAAAAUUUUAGAUUUAACGUGCGCCGAUGAUCCGACGGCAAAUUGUACUGAGAAGGCGAAAGACUGCCAGAAUCUAAUGAUAGGACAAUACAUCAGAAAACUCUGCCCGCAAACCUGCAAUGAUUGUCCACGCUAUCCAUGCAAUAAUGAUCCAAUAGUUAACUGCUCUGCGUAUUCCAGUGAUGAUUGUAAUAACGUGAUGGCGCCAUUGAAAUCAAUGUGCCCCGAGACGUGUCACGUUUGUCGAAUGCCGCCGUGUCUGGACGAUCCGAAUGCAAACUGCGCGCAGAAGUUAAACGAUUGCCAUGAUCCAAUGAUUGGACACUACGUUCAACAGCAAUGCCCAGUGACUUGCAACGCUUGUCCGAGCGCUACUUGUAAUGAUGAUCCAGAUGCAAACUGUGCGGCUCGAGCCAAGGAUUGCGAGCAUUUUUUGUUUGGUCCAGCCACUCAAAAAGCGUGUCCAAUAACUUGCAAUUCAUGCCCUGAUCCAUACUGCUUAGAUGAUCCGGAAAAGGAUUGCAAGGCGAUGGCCAAAGAUUGCGACGCUAUGAUGAUGGAAACCUAUACAAGAUUCUAUUGCCCAGUAACUUGCAAUCAGUGCCCAGUAAAUCCAUGCGUCGACGAUCCAAAAGCCAAAUGUGAGGCAUAUAUCAAUGAAUGCAAUAAUCCGAUUUAUGAGGACUACAUGAAAAGAAUGUGCCGUCGUACCUGCAAAUUCUGUACGGUGCCACCAUGUGAGGAUGAUCCGAACGCGAACUGCGAAGAAAAUGCCAUUUAUUGCGAUAACCUGAUGUUAGGAUCUUACUAUAAGAAGUAA
This is a messenger RNA of Caenorhabditis bovis, 870 nucleotides long. Lineage: Eukaryota; Metazoa; Nematoda; Chromadorea; Rhabditida; Rhabditidae. The record is from the annotation of a GenBank genome assembly.